Odontomachus brunneus is the source of this 6586-nucleotide messenger RNA. RefSeq names its product phosphatidylinositol phosphatase PTPRQ (gene Ptp52F). The record is from RefSeq and is a predicted model, not a curated record. The transcript is spliced from 23 exons. Bases 1994 to 6193 code for a protein of 1399 amino acids. Gene Ontology annotation, biological process: protein dephosphorylation. NCBI's taxonomy places the organism in Eukaryota, Metazoa, Arthropoda, Insecta, Hymenoptera, Formicidae. Gene Ontology annotation, molecular function: protein binding; protein tyrosine phosphatase activity.
AUUGAGAUCGAAUGCUUUUUUUUAUAUUUAUAUAUAAAAGCAUUUUUUAUAUUUAUAUAUAAAUGUACGAAUUGUAUUAGUUAGUACAGACUGAUUAGCAGUUAAAUCACAUGAAAUCUUAUCAUACAUUUUGAACAAGUCUCUAACAAAAAAUUCUUAUCAUAAAUCAUCGAUAUCAAGAUAACGGUAUUCUUUUUUCGUUUUAAGUUUUAAGAUUGGAAACGAAAGGUCUGUUUGUGAACUAUAAAGUGGAAUAAUAUGAAAAGAUAAUGAAACUAUUGUUUCAUAUUUGUUUCAUUUUGUUUCAUAUUUAAUUACAAGUGGGAGGUACUUUAUGGUGUAACAAUAAAUAAUUUUUACCUCAGAGUUCCGACAAGUAUUUUUGUGCUACCCAGCGAUAACAAAAGAUAUAUAUGAAAGAGAAGGAAUUUAAUUUAUUUUAAUUGAUUACACGAAUAAAGCCAUUAUCGCACUCGACAAAGUGAUUUUCUGAUAGAGCGAUCUGAUUUUUAUUUCCGAUAAAACUGUCGCUUUUCAUAAAUCGCGAUAAUACGACGACAUCGAUGCGUAUUUACAUGUUUUUGAUGACCGGCGCGAGAAUAAUCGCUGAUAGCGUUAUCGAGCUGCGCGACGCGGAAAAUUCGGUGAUUAGUCGGCAGAAGAACUCGUUGACUCAACAGUUUAUACACAUCAAAACCUCGAUAGAAUAACAAUUGACAGAGAGAACACACGAAAUUAUACUGCACAAUGCGAAUCGUCCAGAAGUUCGCGCGGAAUCGAGAUAAUUCCUCGCGAGAUUAUCAGAGAUAUAUAGACGCAAAAACCCAAACCCUCGCUCCUCUGCGUUCCACUUCGUGAGAGGUGGAAAAUGCGAGAAAUCGUAUAUGCGACGCGGGAUAUCGGCUAGCCGGCGCUUGUAUUUGUUUAAUAAAGUGACCGCGAAGAGUGUACUCUCCAAGCGAGUGGACUCCAGCUCGUUAUCAGCGAUAUCAACUAGCAGAACGGAGAGACGACCAACCGGGCGGAAGGCUGUUAACGAGCCGUGUGGUUGGGCAAUGAUUAUCGAAAGCACUGACAACUGCUGAUGACGACGGCGAGUCACUGACGCUCCUCUCCACCUUUUUCAAACAGUCGUGGAGAAACCCGCGGGCCGAUGCUAUCGUGAGCGUGGAUUAUCUAUUGGGCGAUCGCGCGCGGAAUCGAUAACACGAAAUAGAGCGAACGUAUGAGUGAGUGUUGCUUCUCAAUUCGGGCUAUGAGAGGAAAAAAAACAGGAAAGAGAUAACACUGCUGCUGAUCAAUUCGAAAGAAUGCGGUGCUUAAUGAAACUGCAACAGUAAAUACUCAGCAUCAGGGGAUCAGUCAUAUUAUAAUCAGUCAUUUGCGCGAUAAAAUACAUAAUGUAUGAAAUAUUAAUAUGUAGAUUACUUUCCGCCGCACUGCGAAGACGAUAUUUUACCAUUGACAACAAUUAACGCUAUCUCGUAUAGUUUUAUUAAUUUUUGCAAGUUGCGAGCGAAUCUGUAUACAUUCUUAUUCGUGCGCGAAUAUCACAUAUUAUGUUAUAAUUGAAUAUCGAUUGUCAACGGUGAAUUCGAUGUGAUCCAGUCGCUUUGAAUUGGAAAAAAUUAUAUUUCAAGUUUUGAGAGACUUUUUAUUAAAAUUAACUUCCUGAAAUCUUCUCUUUUGGAAAAUUUGUCAGUGCAGAAGUGCGUGGAAUGUAAGAGAAGAAGAAAUUUCACAAAAGUUGGACAUAUUUCUUGAGUCAUCACGCAUGCAAUCCUUUUAAUGGGCGUGAAAGGAAACAGAUAUGACUGCGGGUAACCAUCAGCUUCCAAAGCAUUUCCGUCCUGCGUUAUAAGCUGACUGUGCUACAUUUUAACGGAUAUAUUCAUGCUUUUGCAUUUUUGAGGAAAAUAGUUUUGAAUAUUUCAUCGCAACUCUGAAGAAAAUAGUAUCGUGCACGUAAAAUUAUAUAAACACGUCUUAGAACAUGAUUUUUGAAAAACGCUUAGUGCUGCUCGUUCACGUUCUUUGUUUUCUCUGCGCACGUUGCGAUGAUGAUACAUUCGCGUCGUCAUGGACCACGAGCUCCACGUCAAUGGAGCCAGACUACAAUACUGAAUCUACGGAAAAUUACACAUGCUGUGAUUCUACGUCCAUGGCGAGUCUCACGAGCCAAGAUCUUGGACCUACAGACAGCCUCGAUGGUUCCACGAUUCACGAAAAUUUGACUAUGGACGACAUGCAUAAGGUAACCACCAGGGAUGGAUCCUCGACGACUAAUUUUCAGAUCGAUACCGAUGAGUCGUCCUUUUCGACUACUGAAUAUACACAAACUAUUACGACCACCGACGAUGCGACCUCUUCGACCACGAUGAAGUCAACCUGUAAUUCUGUGUGGCCAAUAAACGCAACGGAAGACACGAGGGAAGUGAUUAACUUGAAGGAGGACGAAAUAGGCACGGAAUGGAUCAAACUGUCGUGGGAACCUCCGUGUAAAACGAACGAUCGUAACAUAUCGAUAAUGUACUUGGUCGAAAGAUGCGACCAUGACAAGAAUUGCAAUGAGACGAACGAACACAACACAUCGCACAAUGCGACCAAUCUCGAUGCGUGCACGCAGUAUACGUUCACUGUGAAAAUUAUCACGGAUUAUUGGAGAUCUGAUAUUGGAGCCCUUUUACAAACAUCGACAAACGAUACUAUUUCUGAAAUCGGAGAGGUACGCUCUCUGAGUGUGGGCGCCGUCGACGUCAGUAGCGUCCAAUUAACUUGGCUAGCGCCCGAGAAACACGCGAAAUGCAUAUCGAAUUACUCGAUCGUGCAGUGCAUCGGGCAAUCAUGUAAUGAGACCGCGGUCUUCGUCGUAAAUUAUACCGCUAGCAAUCUCGAGCCGUGUACGCAGUAUAAGUUCAACGUUAAAACGGUGACGCUAACCGUGGAAUCCGUCGGUGUGAGUGUAAACGCGACAACAGCCUCGCCGAUACCGUCGGAGCCGCAAUCCAUGGAGAUAAUACCGAGCAAUUUCUCCUUGACCGUCCAAUGGGAGCCACCGCAGUCUGGCUUGACUUGUCUAAAGCAUUACCAAGUGACUAUAAUGCCCAAAAAUUCUACUUCCAGAAUUAAAGAAACGAACAUAACGUUCACGGAUUUGUAUUCUUGCACCUUGUAUACCGUAUCUGUCAACGCAGUAAAUGAGGCUGAUCAAAAUGGAAGUGUGCUCAUCAAAAGUAACACGACGACUCGGACUAGAAAAAAUCCGCCAUUAUUGCAUGAUCAAGGAGAUUUGGUUGCCAUGAAUAGCAUAUCGUUGGUCGUGAGUAUCGAGGAAGAUAAUAAUCAUUGUCCGUUAAUCUCCCUAAUAACCAUAUGCAAUCAUACAUCGACGAACGGGACUGGGUACGAGCUUUUGAUCGGUAGAUCCAUAGAAAACAUAACUUCGGAGGGUCAUGAAGGUUCUCCCCUUGUUAUGAACACGACCGUAUCGGAUCUAAGUCCUUUCACGGAGUACAUUUGCAAGUCGUACAUUUUUAAUACAGCCGGGCCCAGCGACUUCAGUAAUGGAAUUGUCGCUCGGACAAUGGAAGAUGUGCCCUCUUCGCCUCUGUUGCGCGUCACGAAAAUCACGGAAUCGCAGUUCUCUCUAACUUGGAGCGAACCGGAAUAUUUACCCGGUAUCGUGGAAAAUUACGAGAUUAUGCUCUCUUGGACGCCGCUUUUCCCUAUUCCGGCUUGGUGCGCUUCCGAAACACCCAAGAACGAUGAGAUCGUAAAACUUAACGAUACAUUAUCUUAUGAUUAUGACAAAGUGAAAGCAUACAGGCAAUACAACAUAACGAUGAGAGCAAAAACGUGUGCGGGAUGGGGAAAUGUUAGUGUUCCUCAAAUAAUCCAAAGCAAAGCGGCAAUUUCAGGUGCAGUCUCGAAAUUGACAUACACUAUCCAAGAGAAUCCGAACAAUAUAAAUAUAUUAGACACGAUUGUAUCGUGGGGUGUACCAUGUUCUUUAAACGGUGAACUCGAAUUUUUCAAUGUGUCGGUUCACGGUAUUAGAGACGGAUACGACAAUCACACUUUCUUCAUAUUAGAGAAAUGCAUCAAUUACGAGGAUGAUUACAUGUGCUUGGUAAAUCUGCAAGAACUAAGGGGAGAUUAUAAUUACACCUUUUCGGUGUAUCCCAAAACUUUACAAAUCGAUGCGCUCGGACCAGUGACUAGUAAGGAUGGCAUAUUGUAUCCUCCUGGCAUACCACCACAGCCGGAAGAGCAAUACGUGACGUGGAUCACCAUAAAUCCUUUCAAGGCGAUCAAAUCAACAACGACGGCCGCUGUUUUGCUGCCCUUGUUUCCUGAUACAAACGGCACUGUCAAGUACUACGCCAUUAUGGUGUCGGAAUUCGGACACAAUAAACCGACGAGCAUGAGGUUCGAUCUGACGAAAAAGCCAUGGCCUAACGUGUUCUCGUGGAAGGAGGCCAUGAUGAGCGACUUCUCCAUAACGUAUCAAGCGACACGUCCAAAGUGGAAUCCUUAUCCGGACUAUGUAGCUGAUUAUGGUAACAUAAAAGCCGUCAAGUUUGUAAUCGGGGCGGAGGACAUCUGCAAGGAUAUCUCGUUUAAUGAUGUAAACGGACCGCUCUAUUGCAACGGGCCCCUCAAGCCGAAUACAUGGUACCACGUUAGCAUGAGGGCAUUCACCGACGGUGGCUACGCCGAUUCCAAUUUGUUCGUGGUAAAAACUAACGCAGAACUGAAUGUCGCUAUCGUCAUUGGGAUCGUCUUUGGCAUUCUCUCCCUGGGAAUAUUGACGACGAUGAUGUUGCUCGUGCGGAAAUGCUCGCCGUAUGUAGUGUUACGAAGAUUUUUACAUCCCGACAUGCCCGGUUCACCUGUACCAGCACCGUUCACCAGAAAGAAAUUUAUAGCCCACUGCCAACAAUUGAUUGACAAUCCUGGGAAGCUCAGUAAUGAAUUUCGACUGCUACAGACGCUCAGCGUCGAUUUGCAGAUGCCGACGAAUGCUGCCUGCUUGCAGGCUAAUCGAAAAAAAAAUCGUUACUCUGAUAUUUUGCCCUAUGACUUCUCAAGAGUGAAGCUGGACGUAAUAGACAAUGAUCCUAAUACCGAUUAUAUCAACGCAUCGUUCAUAAGAGGAUAUACAGGAGAAGAUGAAUACAUAGCUUGCCAAGGUCCGAAGGAAGAAACUACUUAUGAUUUUUGGAGGAUGGUCGAUCAGUAUAACAUUAACAUUAUAGUUAUGCUGACCCAGUUGAUCGAGAAAGGCAAAGAGAAAUGUCAUCAGUAUUAUCCAACGAUUAGAGAAACCUUCCGAUACGAGAACAUGACGAUACGUUGUACGAGCGAAUUAGACUUUAGAACAUAUACUCAAAGAACACUUGUAUUACAAAAGGAAAAUAAAAAGAGAAGCAUUAUUCAAUUGCAUUUCAAAGACUGGCCCGAUCAUGACGUUCCGGAGGACUUCGAUCCAAUGAUUAAUUUCUGCCAGAUAAUGCGUCGCAAUAUUACCGCAAAUAAAGGUUUCGUUGUCGUUCAUUGCAGUGCAGGGAUUGGCAGAACAGGAACGUUAAUAGCGAUAGAUAUUCUCCUACAACAUCUCAGAGAUAAUAGGAAAUUAGAUGUUUUCGGGACAGUGUAUAGAUUGCGGCACCAGAGAAUAAAUAUGGUGCAGAGAGAAAGUCAAUACGCUUAUAUAUAUAACUGUAUCAAGCAAGUACUCAAGAAUCCUUAUUUCUUAAAAACUUAUAAGCCGCCUCCGGUUGAACCAGUGUAUGAAAAUAUCUCGAAAAAAGUCAAAGACACAGCAAAUACAGAUGCAAAUCUAGUCAACAAUCUUGAAAUACUAAAAAGGUAUAAUAGCUCCGUAUCUAUGGAGUCUCUGGAAACAAUCCACAAUCUCUUUCCUUAUUCAUGUGCAGAACAUCAAAGAAGUGCGAUAAACAGUGGUUUGAGGCAAUACAAGUCAAUGGAUGCCAUAGACGCAAAAAGUCACAGCAUUAUAGAAAAAGCCCGAACUUUGGAAAGCGUUAUUUAUAAAUCAUUAAAUUUGAAGAAUUCAAUGUGCAAACUAAGCAGUCAAAGCUUAACACAAGAAAGUUAUCCAUUGAUAACUUAUUCAAAAGAAGCUGAUUUACUCAGCGACAGUUCACAAUAUGCAACAGACAAUUUGUGAAAGAGAUGACUGGAUUAUACAAUUUCCACGUAUCAGAGAAUACAUAGAUCAAGACAAUUUGUAAUUAUAUGUAAAUAUAUAUUCUUAUAAUCCAGAAACUCUUAGAAUAAGGAUAUGUUCAGUUUAAUCAUGCACAUACUGUUUUGGUGCAAAUAAUCAAUUUUGCGCGAACAUUCCCAUGUAUGAGCAUAUAUGACACUAGAGUAUAUUAUGUGAUAUUGAUAAGUGUAAUACCAGCAAUGUUACCUGACAUAUGCCUUAAAUAAUUUAGCCCAAUUAAAAUUGGAUAAAAUGAAAGCAGAGAUUGUCAUUAAAAGGAAUUACGAGUAUAUUUGUAAAUAUCAAAUAAGGAAUUUUGUAGUCAGUUAAUAAGAAUUAUAGAUAUGCAUAUAA